Trypanosoma theileri is the source of this 1020-nucleotide messenger RNA. RefSeq names its product aldo-keto reductase. The transcript has a single exon. Gene Ontology annotation, molecular function: aldose reductase (NADPH) activity. Bases 1 to 1020 code for a protein of 339 amino acids. The record is from RefSeq and is a predicted model, not a curated record. Gene Ontology annotation, cellular component: cytosol. Lineage: Eukaryota; Euglenozoa; Kinetoplastea; Trypanosomatida; Trypanosomatidae.
AUGCCUGGUGCGAAUGUCUUGAGUUUUAAGCCCCUUGGAGGACCUGUGCUUGGUGUGUCAUGCAAGCUACCUUUGAGGAAUGGAUACAGUAUUCCUCAGCACGGGUUCGGAACCUAUCGAAUGAGUCCUGCUGAGGCUGAAGGAGCUGUAGAGUAUGCUAUAACGUGUGGUUUUCGUCAUGUUGACUGUGCAAAGGCGUACAACAAUCAAUCAGCUGUUGGAAAGGCUCUUCACCGUGUUAUUUCAUCAGGGAGAGUUAAACGAGAAGAUUUGUUUCUAACUUCAAAACUGUGGCCUACAGAUCAACACCCAGAUAACGUUGAAAAGGCUUGCCGCGAAACGUUAUCACAACUUGGACUAGACUACUUAGAUUUAUACCUCAUUCACUGGCCUGUGGCGUGGCGUCACUCUCCUAAGUUCGAAACAGAGGAUGACAAGUACCCAAAGGACGCUGAUGGGCUUCCUGCAGUUGACAAGACGGUGAAACUUCUUGAUACAUGGAAAGCAAUGUGUGAGCUCGUUGACAAAGGUUUAGUACGCUCUAUUGGUCUCUCUAACUGCGCGGAGAAACACAUCAAUGAAGUAAUGAGUGAUGGAAACCUUUACCUACCUGUUAUUAAUCAAAUCGAACUUCACCCAGGAUUGGUACAACGAGAACUUCUUAAUAUACACGGUGCUCACCAUAUUCUUACUGCUGCGUACAGUCCACUCGGGAUGCCCUCAAGAUUUACACCGCCUGACUUCAAGGGUCUAUUACAUGAUGCGUCAUUGCAACCACUAUCUGAACAUUCAGGGUUUACUGUGGCUCGUAUACUUCUUAACUGGAAUCUUGACAUGCAUAAUGUCGUUAUAGUUCGCUCAACCAAUAAAGAUCAUAUAAAAUCUAAUGCCAAAGCUUCCCUUUAUGCUUUAUCAGACCCAGUGCGUAUGAUCCUCGACCGGUUUGAAGAGCGUGUGGGAACAAUCCGAACGAUCAAUCCAACAAAUUUUAAUCGUAGCGGAAAAAGUUUUUUUGAAUGA